CCCCACCCGUGGAGCCUUCCAGAAGUCGCCGGCAGACCCGUGCGGCUUGCAGCCCAGCCACACUCCAGAUUUUCAUCCUUAAAAGUCGCUAUUUUGUCUGUAACUCUAUAUUAAGUGUCACAAUCCUUCAGUCAACAUGUCCACGUUGGGGACACUAGCGUUCGAUGAGUAUGGGAGGCCUUUCAUCAUCAUUAAAGACCAGGAUAGGAAGACACGGCUAUCGGGCAUUGAUGCAUUGAAGUCUCACAUUAUGGCAGCUAAGGCGGUUGCCUCAACACUUAAGACGUCUCUGGGACCUAAUGGUCUUGACAAGAUGAUGGUUGACAGGGAUGGAGAGGUUACUGUUACCAAUGACGGAGCCACCAUUCUCAGCAUGAUGGAUGUGGACCACCAGAUUGCUAAGCUUAUGGUGGAACUGUCCAAAUCACAGGAUGAUGAGAUUGGUGAUGGAACCACUGGAGUUGUUGUGCUGGCUGGGGCUCUGCUUGAACAAGCUGAGCAGUUGCUGGACCGUGGGAUCCACCCCAUCAGGGUCUCUGACGGUUACGACCAGGCUGCACGCAUUGCCAUCGAGCAGCUGGACAAAAUUGCUGAGACCUUUCCUUUUGAUCCCAGCAACACAGAACCGCUUAUUCAGACUGCAAUGACCACACUGGGCUCCAAAGUUAUUAAUCGGUGCCACAGACAAAUGGCUGAGAUAGCAGUGAAUGCUAUUCUCACUGUGGCUGACAUGGAGAGGAAGGAUGUAGAUUUUGAGCUCAUUAAGAUGGAGGGAAAGGUGGGAGGCAAACUGGAGGAUACACAGCUUGUCAAGGGAGUCAUAGUUGACAAAGAGUUCAGCCACCCUCAGAUGCCCAAGGUCCUGAAAGAUGCAAAAAUUGCCAUUCUCACCUGCCCGUUUGAGCCUCCAAAGCCCAAGACCAAGCAUAAGUUGGAUGUCACCUCUGUUGAGGACUACAAAGCCCUCCAGAAAUAUGAAAAGGAAAAGUUUGAGGAAAUGAUCCAGCAGGUCAAAAGCAAUGGUGCAAACUUGGCCAUUUGCCAGUGGGGCUUUGAUGAUGAAGCUAACCACCUUCUGCUGCAGAAUGAGUUACCAGCCGUUCGUUGGGUUGGAGGACCUGAGAUUGAGUUGAUUGCAAUCGCUACAGGAGGUCGCAUCGUACCAAGGUUCUGUGAACUAACACCAGAGAAGCUUGGUACAGCUGGUUUGGUGAAGGAAAUCUCUUUUGGCACCACAAAGGAUCGCAUGCUGGUCAUCCAGGAGUGCAAAAACACCAGGGCUGUAACCAUUUUCAUCCGUGGAGGCAACAAGAUGAUUAUUGAGGAGGCCAAGCGUGCUCUUCAUGAUGCUCUUUGUGUAAUUCGCAAUCUGGUCAAAGAUAACCGCGUUGUAUAUGGAGGAGGCGCUUCAGAGAUUGCAUGUGCUCUGGCUGUUAACCAGGCUGCAGAUAAGUGCCCAUCACUGGAGCAGUACGCAAUGAGGUCGUUUGCUGAUGCUCUAGAGGUAAUCCCAAUGGCCCUGGCUGAGAAUAGUGGACUGAACCCAAUCCAGACCAUGACAGAGGUCAGAGCCAGACAAGUCAGAGAGACCAAUCCCUUCCUUGGCAUUGACUGUCUUCACAACAACACCAAUGACAUGAAGCAGCAACAUGUGAUUGAGACCCUAAUUGGCAAGAAGCAGCAGAUCUUGCUGGCUACUCAGGUUGUCAAGAUGAUCCUAAAGAUCGAUGACAUCCGAAGUCCAGGAGAGACUGAGGACUGAAGCCCUCCUGAACACCCAGAAGGCGCGGCUGUGUUGUAGAACACUUGAUAACUUCUUAAGUUGUUCUAAAAGUUUUAGGCACUUCCCCGAGCGCCAUGUUCAAGUCGCACUGCGUUACGGUAUUUAUCAUUUGAUACAAAAUGUCCUGACCUGUCAAAUAGUAUCAAAGUCACCAUUAAAAUGUUGGUCUGUUGAAAUA
Molecule: messenger RNA, 1961 nt
Organism: Sphaeramia orbicularis (orbiculate cardinalfish)
Lineage: Eukaryota; Metazoa; Chordata; Actinopteri; Kurtiformes; Apogonidae
Gene: cct5
Product: chaperonin containing TCP1, subunit 5 (epsilon)
Exons: 11
Coding region: 137-1762 (541 amino acids)
Biological process (GO): protein folding
Molecular function (GO): ATP hydrolysis activity; ATP binding; ATP-dependent protein folding chaperone
Source: RefSeq, a predicted model, not a curated record